GUGUUGGGAAGCAACAAACUGAUUUGUGACAAGAUGUACGAGGAAUUGGAGAUGAUUUCGAUACAAACUACGAAGUGUGGCUUUAUACAUGUGUACGUUCAAGGCAAUUUAGAUGACCGGAAUGGCAAAACUAUCAUUAUGACUGUACAUGACCUUGGAACAAAUUAUAAAAGUUUUGUGCGCUUUUGCAACCAUCUAUCAAUGGCUGAUGUAAAAGCGAAGUCAAUUUUUUUGCAUGUUUGCAUUCCUGGUCAGGAAGACAAUGCACCGGAUUUUAUGGGAGAUUUUCCAACGCUUGAUCAACUUGGUGAAGAUCUUGUUUGUAUACUCGAUAAAUUAGAUGUGAAAACAUGCAUUGCAUUUGGUGAAGGCGCUGGUGCCAAUAUUAUUUGUCGUUUUGCUAUGUCUUCUCCAAAUCGAAUUAUGGGAAUUUGUUUGGUGCAUUGUACUUCAACUACCGCCGGAAUUAUUGAAUAUUGCAAGGAUAAACUCAUCAACAUGCGGCUUGAGUCAGGUGUCAUGUCACAAGGUGCGUGGGAUUACCUCACAAUGCACAAGUUUGGAUCUACCGACAAACGAGAAAAGCAGGCAUAUAUUGAAGAGCUGAAGAGUUGCUUGAAUCCGAAGAAUCUUAGCAAAUAUCUCUAUAGUUUUUCAAAGAGGAGUGACAUAUCAUCUCUCAUUGGUACUAAGUUGAAUAACAUGGAUGCGCUUUUGAUUACUGGUGCACGGGCAUCACAUUUGCAUACUGUCUACACUACACAUAAGUCAAUGAAUAAGCGAAAGACGACACUGUUGGUUGUGGAUAACGUUAGUGAUGUAAUGGCUGAAGCGCCCGAAAAACUGGCACGUUCAUUAAUUUUGUUAUGUAAAGGUUGUGGUGUGUUAUCUGGAGUAGCCAUUCCUGGAAUGGAGCGGCAACGUACACUAAGCAGCUCAAUGGAAGAAGCAGAUCGUCCACGACGUUUCUCGCUUUCACAACCGACAGCGCCUGUUUUUCAGUGACAUUACCCAUACUUUCGUAAAAAGUGACCAAUUUGGAGACCUUUUUUCUGGCUCAAAACUAUCAAAUCCAAAUCUCUUUGGCACACUCUUCAUCCGUCAUGAAGCACUUCUGUGCAUAUUUAAAACUAUCAAGACCAAAUCAACCCUACUCCAGUUUUUCUGAAUAAUACAUUUUGCCACAGCAUGGUUUUUUAACACUGGAAAUGGACCAAGUUAAACUCGAAAACAAUGAAUUUUGCUGCAAACUCACUUUUUGUUAACUCAUCUCCCUGUAUAUUUCUUUCAUACCUAAGAAAUUAUGUAUAUAUAUAUUGUCCAGAAAAAUGCAAGAGUGGAUGAGGAGUACAUUAACUGCUUUCCAAGUGCCAUUUUUUUCUUUUUCCCAAAUUUCGUAUUGUAAUAAGUGUUUCUUUCCCGAAUAAGACGAAAUGUGAUAUAUAGUUCUCUUUAAUUUAUCAAAAAUUUCGGCGCUUAUUCUCACUGAACAAUACCAUUUACUUUAUACCUCAUGGAACCUUAAGUAUGACAAGAUGAAUCACUGAUAUUAAUCCCGCACCAUCUAUUGCUAGUAUUGUAGACAUUUUGAAAUCAGUCUUUUUCUCUUAAUAAUUCCUUUUAUAUAAUCAAAUCCAUUCCUUUUUUAUCCUAAAAUUUGAACGGCAGCAUCAUCUUUCCGCAUCCCUUCAAUAUCCAUCCUGCCGCUUAGUAUCAAUUUAUUACAGCUUUUCGCCCCGCAUCCUUGAACACACCUGUAUAUAUUAUAACAUACUGCAUUGACGAAA
This is a messenger RNA of Loa loa (African eye worm), 1787 nucleotides long. RefSeq lists its product as hypothetical. Gene Ontology annotation, biological process: signal transduction. The transcript has 11 exons. Lineage: Eukaryota; Metazoa; Nematoda; Chromadorea; Rhabditida; Onchocercidae. The coding region runs from base 34 to 1005 and encodes 323 amino acids. Gene Ontology annotation, cellular component: cytoplasm. The record is from RefSeq and is a predicted model, not a curated record.